AAGCUUACAUGUAAAAGUAAUAGUUUUAAGGUCUCCAAUUUAAUUUUUUAAAAUCAACUUCUUAAAUCCAGAAUGAGGUAAACUUUAUCAGCUCACAUGGAAGAGACUGACAAGUUUUUGUAGCCACAGUAAAGGAGAGGAAGGUUUCAUACGUGUUUGAAGAAGCAAGAUUGGACCUUACUCAAAGAAGCUUGCAGACAAAAGGCAUCAGUCUCUUUCCUUAGUCGACCAGACCUUCCAAAACUGGCUUAUAAGAGACUAAAAGGCAAAAGUCCAGGAAUUAUCUUCCUCCCUGGCUAUAUUUCUAAUAUGACUGGUACAAAAGCAUUGGCGAUUGAGGAGUUUUGCAAAUCUCUAGGUCACGCCUAUAUAAGGUUUGAUUACUCAGGAGUUGGACAAUCAGAAGGUAACUUAGAAGAGUCUACAGUAGGAAAAUGGAGAAAAGAUGUUCUUUCUAUAAUUGAUGACUUAGCUGAAGGACCACAGAUACUAGUUGGAUCUAGCCUCGGCGGAUGGCUUAUGCUUCAUGCUGCAAUUGCACGGCCACAAAAGGUGGUGGCCCUUAUUGGUAUAGCUGCAGCUGUAGAUGGCCUAGUGACAGAGUUUAAUCAGCUUCCUGUUGAGGCACAAAAGGAAAUAGAGAUGAAAGGUGUGUGGAGCAUGCCAUCAAAAUACAAUGAAGAAGGAGUUUAUCACAUUCAGCAUAGUUUCAUUAAAGAAGCUGAACACCACUGCUUAUUACAUAGCCCUAUUCCUGUGAACUGCCCUAUAAGAUUGCUCCAUUGCAUGGAGGAUGAUGUUGUAUCUUGGCACACGUCCAUACAGAUUGCUGACCGAGUAGUCAGCACAGAUGUAGAUGUCAUCCUUCGGAAACAUGGAGAUCACCGAAUGAAAGAAAAAGCAGACAUUCAUCUUCUUGUUUGCACUAUUGAUGACUUAAUUGAUAGGCUUUCAACUGUAGUUACCUAGAAUCACUUUUGUAAUCGGUAUGUAAACUAGUGGAUCCAGAAGAUCCUGAUAUUAGGUUUUUUCCCUCUUACCAUUAUUUUGUAGAUAUCACAUGAGGUUUUAUUUAAUGAUGUCUUUGCACUUAAGUGAUAUAAAUUGUGAAGAAAGUACAGUUGUUCCUCUAUACCCUCUAGGGAUUGGUUCCAGGACACCCUCCACCUCUUGGAUACCAGAUUCUGAGGAUGCUCAAGUCCAUUAUAGAAAAACGGCGUAGUAUUUACGUCUAACCUGCACACAUCCUACUGUACACUUUAAAUCAGCUCUAGAUUGUACUACCUACUCCAAUGCAAAUGCUUUGUAAAUAGUUGUCAUACUGUAUUGUUUUAGGAAUCAACCUUCUGGAGUUUUUCUUUUUUUAAGUAUUUUUGACCCGUGGUUGGGUAAAUCCAGAGAUAUAGAACCUGCAGAAUCAGAGGGCGGAAUAUACCAGCUGCUAGAAAAUUGGAAAAUUUUCUUCUUCCUUCAGUCCCUGAUUUUUUUUUCAUUAUUAUAUUUCCUAUAUUUUUAUUCAAGAGAUGUUUAACUUCUAAUGCUUUUGUUAACUGUGUCAGCUUUUAAUUGUGUUCUGGUCUCCUUAGAAUUAUUAAUAAAGCUUAAAUUUUUCGUA
Molecule: messenger RNA, 1615 nt
Organism: Myotis brandtii (Brandt's bat)
Lineage: Eukaryota; Metazoa; Chordata; Mammalia; Chiroptera; Vespertilionidae
Gene: ABHD10
Product: abhydrolase domain containing 10
Exons: 5
Coding region: 310-969 (219 amino acids)
Biological process (GO): protein depalmitoylation
Cellular component (GO): mitochondrion
Molecular function (GO): palmitoyl-(protein) hydrolase activity; hydrolase activity, hydrolyzing O-glycosyl compounds
Source: RefSeq, a predicted model, not a curated record